Molecule: messenger RNA, 2523 nt
Organism: Priceomyces carsonii
Lineage: Eukaryota; Fungi; Ascomycota; Pichiomycetes; Serinales; Debaryomycetaceae
Gene: CTN3
Product: carnitine O-acetyltransferase
Exons: 1
Coding region: 1-2523 (840 amino acids)
Biological process (GO): carnitine metabolic process
Cellular component (GO): cytosol
Molecular function (GO): carnitine O-acetyltransferase activity
Source: RefSeq, a predicted model, not a curated record
AUGAUGAAUACAUUUCAGUUUGAAGAGGAUCUCCCUCAUUUACCGGUUCCCCUGUUACAGUCUACAACUCAACAGCUCUUGUCAGCAUUGAAACCAUUGCUCUCUCAGGAAGAGUACGAAGAACUCUUACUAGAAUCAUCACAAUUUGUUUCUAAUGAUUUAAUUAAUCUAUUGCAAUCCCACUUAAUUGAAGCCUCGAAGAACCCAUCACAAUAUUGCUAUUUGAACUGCAUAAAUGAUGAAACCAAUCCCGGAAUAUAUGGAGAAUUAAGAGGCGACAUUUUACCUCGUAAUCCAUUUCUUAUAUUAGAAGAGGACCCGUACUCGAAGACAAUAAAUCCACCAAAUCAGGCUCAGAGGGCAUCUAAUCUUAUCAAUUCUUCUUUGAAGUUUAUUGUAAGUCUUCGUAAUGAAACCUUGAAGCCAGAUCUCACUCCUAAAAGUGGGCAUCCUUUAACAAUGAACUGUUACAAAAACUUAUUUGGGACUACCAGGAUUCCAGAUUUAUUGGAUAAAUAUGAUCAGCAUGUCACGAUUAAGAAGUAUAAGAACAUUAAUGACUCCAGACACAUAAUUAUCAUUUGUAAAAAUCAAUAUUUCAAACUAGAGGUAUUGACCCCGUUCACUGAAGAGAAUGAAAAGGAGAUACAUUCUAAGCAUAAGUUAUGGUUCAACGAUCAUGAGCUCUCGAUUAUUUUACAACGAGUAAUUGAUAUUUCUGACGGUGUCAACCCAUUAGAUAUCAUACAUGAUGCUAUUGGAUCUUUAACCACACAGUCUUUUGAUUACUGGAAGUUAGCAAGACUUGAAUUAACUAAAUCGAAUGCACAAAACCUUGAGAUUAUUGACGAUGCAUUGUUUGUUGUUGUAUUAGACUCUAGUAACUCGCCACAGACUGACCAAGAAAAAACAUCCAUUUUAUCACAUGGCUCAUCUGAGCUACUUCAGGGAACAAAUUUCCAAGUGGGUUCUUGUACAUCCAGAUGGUACGAUAAACUACAAUUGAUUGUGACUAAGAAUGCUGUUGCAGCUGUUGUUUGGGAGUCUACCUCAAUGGACAGCACUGCAAUAUUAAGAUUCAUCAGCGAUAUUUAUACUGAUCUGAUUCUUAAAUUGGCUAAAAACAUCAACGGAUCAGAAUACACAUUAUUUGACAGCAACGUUGUCUUUGUAUCUUCAAAUGGCAAUAUUGAGAAACCCGUUUGCAAUCAGCUCAAAUUUAAUCGUACCCCUGAGUUGCUUAAUUUGGUUCAUUUGUCUGAAACUAAAUUAACUGACCUCAUUAACCAGCAUGAGUAUGAGACAAUGAAUUUAAAGCUAGAAUCCAACUUUAUCAAGGAUAUCUCAAUAGAUUCGAUGCUCCAAAUUAGUCUCCAAAUCGCCCACUAUUCCUUAUACGGAAAAAUUGUUAAUACGUUGGAGCCCAUCACGACCAGAAAGUUCAGAGAUGCCAGAACUGAGCUUAUCACAGUACAGAAUGACUCGGUGUCAGAGCUAGUCAAGUAUUUUAUAGCUAACCCAAGCUCGCAGAAAAAGUGGGAAAUGUUUAAAGAGUGUUGUGUUAGGCAUAAAAAGCAAUACCAAGAUGCAAUGAUGGGAAAAGGUUUCGACAGACAUUUUAUCUCGUUAGUUCAUAUAAUUAAGCGUCCGCAUGCUGUGACUUACUUGAACAAAUUGAAUAAGCAUUUGCCUGCCAUUCCAGAUCUAUCUAAGGUCGAUAGUCUGCAACUUCCAUUACUCUCACACCCAAUUAUUGAUAUGCUCUCUGCACCGGAGCUAUUAGUAUCAAACUGUGGUAACAAUGCGCUACACCUAUUUGGUAUUCCUCCUGCUAUUGAUCAAGGUUUUGGAAUAGGCUACAUUAUUCAUAAUGAUAAAGUUGUGAUAACAGCAUCAUCUAAAUACAGACAGACUAAAAGAUUCCUUGACACUUUGAGACUGGUGGUUAGUGAGUUGAAAAAUCUCUUGAAAGAAAAUAUGAGUUUGAUUCAUAAUAUCAGCGACUCAAAGGCGAGAAAGAGUGAAUUAAAAGAAUUAGGAAAGGAGCCUGAACAUAAAAUCGACUCAAACUCACCUCUGACUCGUCAUCCAAUUCUAUUAACAACCAGCACUGAUUCUGAACCAAUUUCUUUUGACAAGUAUAAGGAUCUUUCUAUGUCUGACGCAGAAUCGGAGGGAUCGUCAUCUGAAAGUGCGAGCUAUGAUCUUCUAGGAGGUUAUGGAUAUUUUGACUUCGGGGAAAUGGGUCUCAGGUCAGAAGAUCUUUCAAGAACAGAGUCACACUUGAACUCACUUUCUGGCGCUAAUUCUACGUUGGGAUCUAGGAGAGGAUCUUCUUCAAAUUUGCUUAAGUUGGCAUCCUCACAUAGCAGUGAAGCUGCUACUCAAAAAUUUGGCUUAUCAUUAUCAGAAAGGAUAAGAGACAAGCUCUCUAUGAAAGAAGAUUCUCAAUCGGACAUAAGCGAACGUUCUGAAACUCCCAGAAGGUCGAAGAGAGAAAUAGGAAAGCAGUUAGGUUUAUAG